Messenger RNA from Drosophila serrata, 1136 nucleotides. Its product is annotated as palmitoyltransferase ZDHHC15. Gene Ontology annotation, molecular function: palmitoyltransferase activity. Lineage: Eukaryota; Metazoa; Arthropoda; Insecta; Diptera; Drosophilidae. The record is from RefSeq and is a predicted model, not a curated record.
AAAUUAGUCUAGAAAAUAUACAAAAGAAAAAUAAACAUGAAAUUACAAACACAUCCCCGCUUCAAGGGGGGAAGACUCAUCCCUAGCCAGGAUGUGUCUGCUUAGAGAAAAUCAGGAGCGGAGACCAGGGCACUUCUCCCUAUUACGAUGGCUUCCAAUAGUCAUGAUCCUGAUCCUUUUGGGCUGGUCCUAUCACAUCUUCGUCUUUCAGGUUUGCAUUCGUAAAGUGAACAAAUUAAUCUGGAUGAUUCUCCUCCUGUUGGGCUAUCAUUUGUUACUGUUCAUGUUCCUGUGGACUUGGUGGAAAUGCAUUUGUACAUCACCUAUUGCAAUACCCGAAAACUGGCAGAUAUCAGUCGAGGAUGUGGAUAGACUUAGUCGACCCAAUAGUUCCGAGGCUGAAGCAAGGAUAUUGCUUAAUGCCGCCAGGAAUUUGCCCAUUAAUCAGUCCACCAAGGAGGGAACGGUCCGAUAUUGCCGCUACUGUUGGAUCAUUAAGCCGGAUAGGGUUCAUCAUUGUCGCACUUGUCAGAUGUGCGUUCGGAAAAUGGAUCACCAUUGUCCUUGGGUGAAGAACUGCGUCCAUUUUCACAACUUCAAGUACUUUAUGCUCUUCCUGUUCUAUGCCGAACUCUAUUGCUUGUAUCUCUUUGCCGUCCUGAUCUAUGAUUUCUAUUUAAUUUCCCAAUUUCAAUUGGAAAACCUACAUCAGGAUCAUCUGUGGGCCUUGGGUCAGCAUGUGUCCUGCUUCAUUGUCAACCUAUUCACCUUGAUCAUGUUCGGCAUUAGCUAGUCAUAUGGCAAAAAUCGCACUACCAUGGAAUCAGUGCAUUCUCCGUACUUUUUCACUUCCGGCAAGAACAAUAAUGGCUAUAAUUUGGGAUGCUUUAAGAAUUUCCAAGAGGUUUUGGGGAAUAAAUGGUACCUUUGGUUGAUUCCCAUUCAAAGUUCACGCGGCGAUGGCUUAACAUAUCCACUGGCCAUUGAGAGACUGAAGACGGGAAGAGUUCAGGCUGGAAGGACUCUCGAUGGUCCCACUAGAGCUCAGGUUGUCAAGGCUAAUAUGGCAAGAUUGUUUGGUAUUUGUACUGUAAAUGAUAUAGACUAUGCAAGUGAAUAAAUGUUAUUAGCAAAAA